UUCAAAUGAACAUCUCACCUACUACUACUACUAAUUUUACUACUAAGAGUAUUCACGAAGUAAACAAAUUUAACAGAAUACUAGCCUAGUAAUAGUAUUUUCCAACGAAGUUGCCCUUAAAAUAAUUGACCCUGGCUCUCAAGAAACCGAAAAACAUGGCGCCGGAAUGGGCCAUUGGUGAGAGUAAAGGUUAUCAACAGAAGCUUCUCAUUCCUGGAACCAAUAAAAGAAAGUUUUUCGGACUGCUUGAAAAACCAAAUUUACCUCCGUCAGCUCCAAAUGUCACUUACAAGCUUUUUAUGUAUGGAAAAGUAUCGUCAGGGAAAACGUGGACAAUGAAUCGACUCUCAGGCCAAGAAGUACCUUCACACCACAUUGAGACAGUUGGAAUACAAUGUUGUCAUGUAUUCUGGCCUAUGAAAAUUGGCAACAGGCUCAUUCUCUUUCGUCUGGAGAUUUGGGAUGCUGGUGAGGCAAGCGUAAAACGCUACAAUCAUGUGUUGCCGGCUUGUAGAGAAGGUGUGGAUGCAGUUCUGUUGUGCUUUUCUCUGACUGACAGAGAAGGCUGGGUAGACCUGCCUCACGUGCUAGCAACGGCAUCUCAGCCCACUGACCGAGCUGCGGUUAUUGGAAUAGCCACAAGGUGCGAGCAGUUUGCAAAUAGGGAAGUUACAGAGAUGGAGCUAGAAUCAUUUGAGGCAACUCAUGGUAUACCAGUCUUGAAGAUGGUUGCCAGUCCGGACGAUCACACGGAUGAACUAUCAAGCAUAGCCCCCAUUUUAAAUUUUCUCUGCAAACGUCUUUGGCAACGGGAUCAAGAAUUACUCUCCAUUAAGCCAUAGACUUUAUAAAUGGGUUUUUGCAAGUAUAGUAUUGGACUUUGCUCCACAUCAGUAGAGUUAAACUCCUCUCAUACCUGGUGCUUCUGUCUUAGUUGCAUAUUAUCUGCAAAAGAUUUCUAUUAUUAAUUUCUGUAAACUGGGUUAGAUUUUGGCAUAGAGUAGAUUAGUACAAAAGGGCAGGCAUUGCUAUCUCAAAAUAACAUUGAAGCUCCAAAAAGUUGAUGGAAAAAUAUACUGUAGGAUGAAAAGACUGAUGAAAUGGUCAGUCUUAGAAAUUUCCUUGAGGUAACCUGCCCUCACCACUACUGAAUUAUGGGAAGAUGAUCCUGAGAAAGUA
Messenger RNA from Macrobrachium nipponense, 1179 nucleotides. RefSeq names its product ciliogenesis and planar polarity effector 2-like. The transcript is spliced from 7 exons. Bases 156 to 842 code for a protein of 228 amino acids. Gene Ontology annotation, molecular function: GTP binding; GTPase activity. The record is from RefSeq and is a predicted model, not a curated record. NCBI's taxonomy places the organism in Eukaryota, Metazoa, Arthropoda, Malacostraca, Decapoda, Palaemonidae.